CGGCCUCCUUCGGCCUCCUUCGGGCUCCUUCCUCCGUCUUCUGCGCGGCCGUUGCUCUCGCUGCUGCCGCUCCUUCGUCCCGCACCGCAUUCCGGUCCAUCGGCGGGCCAUUCCCUGGUCGAGCCCAUUGCUCACACGGCUGUCCCCUACAGCCAUGACUUCCAACCGCCCGCUCUUCCAUCCGUACGAUCGCAGCGGUUCGCGGCCACUGCAUUCUGCAUCAACUCCAUCCCGGACUCAAGCUCGCCCUGGGACCCCGUCGCUCGCACGCUCUUUGCAUCGGCCGCACCAGGGCCGGCUGGAGCAUCCUUCCACUCCCACGCCCGUCGGAACACCCCUCGGAACACCUGGUCCCUCUAUCUUCGCCGACUUGCUCACCGAGGCGCACACGGCCCUAAGCACACCCAACAGCCACAGCCGCCCCGAUGUCCUGUCGUUCUCGCCUCCAUCAAGGUCUGCCAAAUCGGCACAACCGUCGCUGGGACUGCUUUGGAAUACUCCCGGCGCUGCCAGUACUAGAUCACCUUCGUCUCCGGCAUCAGCAUCGCCUGACUCCGCAAAGGUCAUUACUCAACUGAGGAAAGAGCUCUCCGAGGCCGAAUCGGCUCGCCAGAAGAGCGCGAUAGACGCUGAGACAGACCGAGGCAAGCUCGAGAUCCAGCUCAAAGAAGCGCAGGCCCAGAUCGAGAAACUCGAAGCCAACAACCGAUUCAUGUUUGAGCGAGACCAAUCUUCCAGACAGCAGCACAAAGCCCUGCAGGAAGAGCUGAGUCAAUGCAAGGUGGUGCACGAAGCCAAGAUCAAUGAACUGAGGAAGCAGAACCAGGGACUUUCGCAGCGGCUUGCUGAAGUUGUUGAGAGUCACGCCGAAGAGCAGCUUGAUUACCAAAACGAGAUCAAACACCUGGAGAUUGUCAUCGAGACGAAGCAAGCAGAACUGGAGCGGUGCCGGAAGGAGCUCGACAAGAAGAGCACAGAUUCGCUCUCGAGCAAACGACAGAAGCUCCUCCGCCCCGAUUUGGACUCACGACCGGCCUCUGUGGCGACCCACGAUGUUGCAAAAGACUCUGCCCUUGCGAAGCAGCUGUCGAGUCAGCUCAAGUACAUCGGCGAGCUGGAAAGCAAAGUUCAAAGGCUUCAAGACGACCUCGGACACGAGCGUUCGGUCUCGGAGAGUGUCCUGAAGCUCAAGGAGGAGAAGUGCACACUCGAGCGCCAGAUUGAGCAUCUCGAGCCAAUGCGACAGCGCAUCGGGCAACUGGAGGUUCAGCUCAAAAAGCUCGAGGACGAGAAGCAGAGCUGGGCACAGUUCCUGAGUGAAAAUGACCAACUCAACAUGGAUACCCCCUUUCAGCUCGCCAAAGCUCUGUCGGACCUGCGUGUCGACAGCGCUUUGGCCAAGGAGGAGUUGAGCCUGAAACUUGGCGAGAUCGCCCAGAAAAACCUGCUUAUAUCGAGACUGGAGCAACAGCUUGAGGACUCUCGGGCCCGAGUCAAAAAGCUGGAUGACUUGUAUGCCCAAGAGGCUGCCGCAUUGAAGCGAGCACAGCUCAGAUGUAGCCUCUCCGAGAAAGAGAACGAAAACUUCCGGGAGCUGCUGAAAAGCUAUGAUGCUGAAGAAAGCGCAUUGAUGAGCGGCAACUACGACAGCCAAAAGAGCCAGUAUAUUGGCCAACUUGAAGAUCUGGUCAAGCAGUACAAAAGUCAUGUAUCGCGGCUCGACCAGGAGCUAGAUGCGCGCAUAUGUCAGUCUGGAGCUUCCUCUGGCAUAGGGGCCGACAGUGGGGCGCUCAGAAAGACUACCGAGGAGGUCGAGCAACUUGAGGCUACCAUCGCCAAGCAGAAACAGCUCCUCAGCUCCCUUGAGCGAGAGAAUGAGCGGCUCGCGCGCCAACUAGACAAGUGCGAGCGCGAUCUUGGCCGUGGCAUAUACAACACCGCCACCACCAGAGUGCUGGAGCUGAGGAACAACCCGGAGCAUCAAGAGCAAGCCAUCCGAAAGGCUACGCUCGAGGCCCUCCAGAUCGAAAACAAGAAUCUGCACGAGCAAGUCAAGGCACUCUCCCGCGGGAGUGGGUCAGCACCAGCAAAGUCUGGCUCGCUGGAGUCAGACUCGAGCCGAUCUACGGGCGACGAAUCGCUCGAGUCCACCGUGAAGCAGCUGCGCCAGGCUCUCGAAGUCAAAGACAUGCGAAUGACUCGCCUGAAAGAGGUGUAUGCGCUCAAGGCACGAGAAUACCGGGAUGUGGUGUACUCGCUACUUGGAUAUCGGCUCGAGUUCCAAGAGGGCACCGUGAAGAUGACUUCCAUCUACGCCGACCCGAGCGACUGCACCUUCAUCAUUACGACCAGCCCCGAGGCUGACGGCGCUGGCAAGGCUGGACCGCAACCCAGCACCGUUAGUCACGGAACGAUUGCGCUCUCAGGUGGCCAGCCGGUCCAACGCAAUGAGGUCAUGCAGCUGAUGAACAAAUACGUAUUAGAGAGACACAGCAUUCCUGCUUUCUUGGCUGCCGUGACUCUGCGCUCGUUUCAAUAGUCCCGCGAGUGAGCAAGCAAUUCAGUCCCGUACGUCCACGAGGGCUGGAGCGCAUGUGCGGUGACCGGCAUAUUCGCCAUCUCACAAAUAUACUUGUAUACAGCUCUGCUUGGGAGAAA
Messenger RNA from Polychytrium aggregatum, 2658 nucleotides. RefSeq names its product spindle assembly checkpoint component Mad1. NCBI's taxonomy places the organism in Eukaryota, Fungi, Chytridiomycota, Chytridiomycetes, Polychytriales. Gene Ontology annotation, biological process: attachment of mitotic spindle microtubules to kinetochore; mitotic spindle assembly checkpoint signaling. The record is from RefSeq and is a predicted model, not a curated record. Gene Ontology annotation, cellular component: nuclear envelope; mitotic spindle; kinetochore. The coding region runs from base 155 to 2539 and encodes 794 amino acids. The transcript is spliced from 11 exons.